AUGUGGUCCACUUCAUUGACGGCAUCCCCGUCUUCAUGGGCUGUAUUUGUCCUAUCUGUGCUCCCCGCAGUUACAGGCUCGCCUCUAUUCGAGAAGCGGGCAAAGGGUCCCUGGCUGGGCUUGAACACCGACUUCCCAGAUCCCAGUUUCUUGAAAGCAGCCGAUAACAAAUGGUAUGCAUUCGGCACAAACGGCAAUGGAAAGCGUGUACAAGUCGCAACUUCCGAUGACUUCGUCUCGUGGACGCUACUCGACGUCGAAGCCCUUCCCACACUUUCUUCAUGGGAAACCGACAUAGACCACUGGGCUCCAGACGUGGUCAUGAGAAAUGACGGAAAGUAUGUCAUGUACUACUCCGGCGAAGCAAAAUCCAACCUCAGACACCAUUGCGUCGGAACAGCCGUAGCAGACAACCCUACAGGCCCUUACGUUCCAAGUGACACCCCAUUAUCAUGCCGCCUUGACCAGGGUGGCUCAAUUGAUGCAGCCGGCUUCCUAGACAAGGACGGCAGUCGCUACGUCGUCUUCAAAGUUGACGGGAACAGCAUCGGCAACGGCGGCGACUGCAACAACGGCGUCGAGCCACUGGUUUCCACGCCUAUCCUGCUGCAGAAGGUUGCGGAAGACGGCGUCACGCCCGUCGGUGAUGCGGUGCAGAUCCUUGAUCGCAACACUGCGGAUGGUGAUGGUCCGCUUGUUGAGGCGCCGAAUUUGAUUCUGUCUGGUGAUACGUACUUUUUGUUUUAUUCGACUCAUUGCUUCACGGAUCCGGGUUAUGAUGUGCGCUAUGCGACCUCGAAGAGUAUUACGGGGCCUUAUAGUAAGUCGAAUGUUCCGCUGAUUAAUGCGGAGAAUACUGGGCUUCUCUCGCCUGGUGGAGGCACGGUUUGUGGUUGUGGGGAUCGCAUGUUGUUCCAUGGGUUCUGCUCGGAGGAGAGGACUAGUAGGUGUAUGUACGUGGCGAAUGUGAAGUUGGAGGGGACAGUCGCUUCAAUUGCUUGA
Messenger RNA from Penicillium bovifimosum, 1002 nucleotides. Its product is annotated as glycoside hydrolase family 43 protein. The transcript has 2 exons. NCBI's taxonomy places the organism in Eukaryota, Fungi, Ascomycota, Eurotiomycetes, Eurotiales, Aspergillaceae. The record is from RefSeq and is a predicted model, not a curated record. Gene Ontology annotation, biological process: carbohydrate metabolic process. Gene Ontology annotation, molecular function: hydrolase activity, hydrolyzing O-glycosyl compounds. The coding region runs from base 1 to 1002 and encodes 333 amino acids.